CUUUCUUUAUAAUCGCAGAUCUGCCCCAACUUCUUAUUCCUCUUUCGCUCUCGCCGUCUCGCGUUGAUACUCUUUCUCUCGCUCUCUAUCUUUGCUCUCCUUACACGAAGGAAAGGGAAUAAUAAUCGACUUUGCAUUCUCCUUAGGGUUUGGAAUAGAAUUAUAAGAGAGGAUGUUUGGGAGAGGACCAAAGAAAAGUGAUAACACCAAGUACUAUGAGGUCUUGGGCGUUUCUAAGAACGCUUCGCAAGAUGAUCUGAAAAAGGCUUAUCGUAAAGCUGCUAUUAAGAAUCAUCCUGACAAGGGUGGUGAUCCAGAGAAGUUUAAGGAGUUGGCUCAAGCAUACGAGGUUUUGAGUGACCCAGAGAAGCGUGAGAUCUACGAUCAGUAUGGUGAGGAUGCCCUCAAGGAGGGAAUGGGUGGUGGAGGUGGUGGCCACGACCCAUUUGAUAUAUUCCAAUCAUUCUUUGGUGGCAGCCCAUUUGGUGGUGGUGGUGGGAGUAGCAGAGGCCGAAGACAGAGAAGGGGAGAGGAUGUAAUUCAUCCUCUUAAGGUUUCAUUGGAAGACCUUUAUAAUGGCACAUCAAAGAAACUUUCCCUUUCUCGCAAUGUACUUUGCUCUAAGUGCAAGGGUAAGGGCUCAAAGUCUGGUGCUUCAAUGAAGUGUCCUGUCUGUCAAGGUUCUGGAAUGAAGAUUUCCAUUAGACAGCUUGGUCCUUCUAUGAUUCAACAAAUGCAACAUCCUUGCAAUGAGUGCAAAGGUACUGGUGAGACCAUAAAUGAUAAGGAUCGCUGCACACAAUGCAAAGGCGAUAAGGUUGUCCAAGAGAAGAAAGUCUUGGAAGUUAAUGUGGAAAAGGGUAUGCAAAAUGGACAAAGGAUUACAUUCCCUGGGGAAGCUGAUGAAGCUCCUGAUACUGUUACUGGAGAUAUUGUAUUUAUCUUACAACAGAAAGAGCACCCCAAGUAUAAACGAAAGGGCGACGACAUAUUUUAUGAGCAUACCCUGAGCCUUACAGAGGCACUAUGCGGCUUUCAAUUUAUUUUAACACAUUUAGAUGGCAGGCAACUCCUUAUUAAAUCUCAACCUGGAGAAGUUGUCAAGCCUGAGCAAUUUAAGGCCAUAAAUGACGAGGGAAUGCCAAUGUACCAGAGGCCCUUCAUGAAGGGCAAAUUAUAUAUUCACUUCACUGUCGAAUUUCCAGACUCUUUAAGCCCAGAGCAAUGCAAGGCCCUUGAGACUGUGUUGCCCCCAAGGGCAGGAGUUCAGCUUACGGACAUGGAGAUAGACGAGUGCGAGGAGACCACAAUGCACGAUGUAAACAUUGAGGAGGAGAUGCGCCGCAAGCAAGCUCAGGCGCAAGAAGCUUAUGACGAGGAUGAUGACAUGCACGGUGGUGGUGGUGCUCAAAGGGUGCAAUGUGCUCAGCAAUGAUGAGAGGGAUGUAGCGUGAGUGAUGCUUAACAAAUUAUUUGUGAGAAAUAAACAGUUGUUUCUCCUUUCCUUAUAGGUUUUCUCUUUCUUUUCUUUUGCCCCUUUUUAGAAUUUUAAUUAUGCUUCGGGAGGUUUUACCCUUUACUGUUUGCAAAAACCUUAUUGUGCUGGAGUCUAGAAAUAGUCUCUCUCAGACCUCUAUUAAGAUAUAUGCUUGGUUUGUUCA
This is a messenger RNA of Humulus lupulus (European hop), 1661 nucleotides long. Its product is annotated as dnaJ protein homolog. Gene Ontology annotation, cellular component: cytosol; cytoplasm. The transcript has 7 exons. The record is from RefSeq and is a predicted model, not a curated record. The coding region runs from base 173 to 1435 and encodes 420 amino acids. Lineage: Eukaryota; Viridiplantae; Streptophyta; Magnoliopsida; Rosales; Cannabaceae. Gene Ontology annotation, molecular function: Hsp70 protein binding; ATP binding. Gene Ontology annotation, biological process: response to heat; protein refolding.